Chanos chanos (milkfish) is the source of this 1365-nucleotide messenger RNA. Its product is annotated as gamma-enolase. Gene Ontology annotation, molecular function: phosphopyruvate hydratase activity; magnesium ion binding. The transcript is spliced from 12 exons. Gene Ontology annotation, cellular component: phosphopyruvate hydratase complex. Gene Ontology annotation, biological process: glycolytic process. Lineage: Eukaryota; Metazoa; Chordata; Actinopteri; Gonorynchiformes; Chanidae. The record is from RefSeq and is a predicted model, not a curated record. Bases 1 to 1365 code for a protein of 454 amino acids.
AUGAGAGCACUCACUCACUCACUCACUCACUCACUCACUCACUCUCUGUCUGUCUGUCUGAUGUCCAUAGUGAGCAUCGUUGCCAGGGAGAUCCUGGACUCCCGCGGAAACCCCACGGUGGAGGUGGACCUGAGGACGGAGAGAGGGCUGUUCCGGGCUGCUGUGCCCAGUGGAGCGUCAACAGGAAUCUAUGAGGCUCUGGAGCUCAGGGAUGGAGAUAAGAGCCGCUACAAGGGCAAAGGUGUGCUCAAGGCUGUGGGUCACAUUAAUGACACUCUUGCACCUGCUCUUGUUGAGUCUGGGAUCAGUGUUGUGGAGCAGGAGAAACUGGAUAACAUGAUGAUUGAGAUGGAUGGCACAGAAAACAAAUCUAAAUUUGGCGCUAACGCUAUCCUGGGCAUCUCCUUGGCCAUCUGUAAGGCUGGUGCAGCAGAAAAAGAAGUCCCUCUGUACCGUCACAUUGCCGACCUGGCAGGAAACACAGAACUGGUGCUUCCAGUUCCUGCCUUUAAUGUGAUCAACGGAGGUUCACAUGCAGGAAACAAAUUGGCCAUGCAGGAGUUCAUGGUACUUCCUGUGGGGGCGGAGUCAUUCCGUGAGGCCUUGCGUGUGGGGGCAGAGCUCUAUCAGACUCUGAAAGGCGUGAUCAAAGACAAAUAUGGCCAGGACGCCACUAACGUGGGCGAUGAGGGUGGCUUUGCUCCUAACAUACUAGAAAACAGUGAAGCUCUGGACUUGCUGAAGAUAGCCAUAGAGAAGGCUGGCUUUACAGAUAAGGUGGUGAUUGGCAUGGAUGUGGCUGCGUCUGAGUUUUACCGUGAUGGAAAGUAUGACCUGGACUUCAAAUCUCCGCCCGACCCCGGCAGGCACAUCAGCGCUGAGGAGCUGGCUGAAAUCUACCAGGGCUUUGUCAAUGACUACCCAGUGGUGUCUAUUGAAGACCCCUUUGAUCAGGAUGACUGGGAAGCCUGGUCUCGAUUCACGGCCACUGUUGGGAUCCAGGUUGUUGGGGACGACCUCACGGUGACGAACCCUUGGCGGAUAGAGAAAGCCGCGGAGGAGCACGCUUGUAACUGCCUCCUGCUCAAAGUCAACCAGAUCGGCUCUGUUACCGAGUCAAUACAGGCGUGUAAACUGGCUCAGGCCAAUGGCUGGGGAGUGAUGGUGAGUCACCGCUCUGGAGAAACGGAGGACACAUUCAUUGCUGACCUGGUGGUGGGACUCUGCACUGGUCAGAUUAAGACUGGAGCUCCAUGCAGAAGUGAGCGUUUGGCCAAGUACAACCAGUUGAUGAGGAUUGAGGAGGAGUUGGGCGAUCAAGCACGAUUUGCUGGGCACAACUUCAGAAAUCCCAGUGCCCUGUGA